AUUUAUCUGCGCACUAGUUUAUGGUUCACAAGUAUUCAGUUAGUAUUUGAAUAUAUCAGCCUGACGUGGCUCCUGUUCUCACUCGCGACUGUUAAAUAGUAUCUAUGCAUAUCCGCAUAUACCUAAACAUAUGAGGAGACAGGCAUAUGCACAUAUACUUAAAAACACGCAAAUACUUUGAUCGUGGAUUUAAAAUAUAUAACAAAAUUGUACACCAGUAGAUGAAUGCCGGAGGCACAGGCACGCCACGGACAUCACACCACACACAUCCUCCAUCAUUCAAGUAAAGUGAAACACACAUACAAGAUGGAGCAGGAUCACGUGGGUUCCGACCUGUUAAGCCCCAAUCACCUGCCGAACCCCUUGAGUACUGGUAGUCUACACAGACGCGACUCCACAGGUGCACCUGACGAACUGCUGAGCUCCGACACUGUUGUUGUAGAAGGGGCGGUUGCCAGACGGCGUGAUUUAGUAAAGGCUGUAUGGGCACGGAAUUACUUCAUUCUGGGGGGUAUG
This is a messenger RNA of Sphaeroforma arctica JP610, 516 nucleotides long. RefSeq lists its product as hypothetical. The annotation marks the transcript as partial. The record is from RefSeq and is a predicted model, not a curated record. Lineage: Eukaryota; Ichthyosporea; Ichthyophonida. The transcript has a single exon.